AUGAUGAGGAGGAAGACAAGUUGCUGGCAGCAGCAGCAGCAGCGCUGCAGCCGCCAGUCUUCUUCUUCGACCUGGGGCACCUGCCCUACCUCUCGCUGCUGCCCCCCAGCAGCAGCAGCAGCAGCAGCAGCAGCAGCAGCAGCAGCAGUGUGGGGUUUGCAAACGCAGAAGAAGCAGCACAAGUUGCUGCUGCUCUUCCUCAAGCUGCCCACAACAGCAAAGGGGGCCCUGCUGCUGCUUACCUGCGGAGCUGUCUGUACACCUCAAGUACGCGCUGCCGCUUCGCCCCACAGCUGCUGGCCAAAGCAGCAGCAGCAGCGCAGCAGCAGCAGCAGCAGCAGCAGCAGUCUGCUGCUGCUGCUGCUGCAGCCGAAGGCGCAGUUCGAGUGCUGCCGCCCCACCCUGUGGGUGGAGGCACUGUGGGGCCUCCGGUGUACGUACACCUCAUGUCUAAGGAGGAGCAGCAGCAGCAGCUUGCUGCUGCUGCUGCUGCAGCAAGAGACAGCGCCUGCUGCAGCAGCAAAAGGCCCAUGGAGGAAGUGCUCAGGGAAAUUAUGGAGGCGCAGGCCGCCCGGAGACAGGAGACGGAGCUGCUGCUGCAGCAGCACCAAGAGAGGCAGCAGCGGCAGGCGCAGCAGCAGCAGCAGCAGCAGCAGCAGCAGCAGCGCAGCGCAACGCAGCAGUGGGUGGAUCUUUACAGGGCUAAAAGGCGCUGGCGCAGCAGGGAGCAGCAGCAGCAGCAGCAGCAGCAGCAGCAGCAGCAGAACCAGCAGCAGCAGCAGCAGGAAGCAGAGAGAAUGUUAUUCAGUCAAGCUGCUGCAGCAAAAGGACGAGCGCAACAGAGAUGUUUUGAAAAGGUAA
Molecule: messenger RNA, 861 nt
Organism: Eimeria necatrix
Lineage: Eukaryota; Apicomplexa; Conoidasida; Eucoccidiorida; Eimeriidae
Product: ATPase, AAA family domain-containing protein, putative
Source: RefSeq, a predicted model, not a curated record